AAAAAUAUAUACUUACAAAGCAUACUGGUAUUACUGGAAUAAAAUUAUUCUCCAUAUGUAAAAAUGACUAUUGUUACACAGGUCAGUCCCUGGAUGGGAGACCAGAUGCUGCUGGAAGUGGUGUUGGAGGGCCAGUAGGAGGCACUCUUUCCUCUGGUCUAAAAAAAAAUAAUGUAAUGUAAAAUAAUGGUUAAAAUAAAUGGGCAAAAAAAAAAUCCCAAUGUAAAAAAGAGUUAAAAUAAAAUAUUUGGUCAUUCUACAGGAGAAUCACUGCUCUAGUAGUAUACAGUAGUGCCUACUACCCUCUUGUGGCCAAGGAAAGAUAAUGCACCUAAAAUAAUUUGGUUGAAACCGGAAGUUUCCGACGCCAUGGAAACACAUGACGCUGACCUGUGCUGCUAAAUUAAUAGCUAGCUAGCAUCAAACGAAUAGCGUCACCAUCAAACGGUUGAAAUUAAUGUCUCGGAAAGCAAUGAAAGUGGUAGUUGACUUACAGUUUAGAGCGGUAUCAUGCCCUGGUGUGCAUUUGUCAGCCAAGGAUGACAUCUACCUCAGUGUGUGCUUCAUGAGCCAAUACCGCAAGUCUGUGUGUCUCCCCCCUGUCUUCCCUCUCCUGUUUCGAGAGAAGAUGCGAUUUGAGAAAGUGUUCCACUAUGCUGUUGACCCAGGAGAUGUUGCAGAGAUGCUGGAAUAUGAAACGGUCAAAGUUGAAUUGGUACAGUUGAUCCCCCCAGUGGGGGAGGCCCUGGCCUGCUUUGAGGAAGAUGCCAGACGCUUCCUAUUUCCAGAGCCAAAAUUGGUUCCAUCCUUCUCUGGAGUGGACAGAGAGGUUCUCAUGACACGCUCCAUUAGCUUCCCUGGCAUUGCUCCAAGGUUAGAGUUCUUCACCAGAACAACCAUCAGUGAGUGCUCUGCGAACGCAGAGGUCAACAGCACCCAUCUCAGGUCUCCAAUGAGGACAGUGGUGCCAAAGAAACGCACUAAAAGGUCCCGAAAGGUACACCGGAGAGGAGAUUGGGACGGUGCCUGGCGGGCACCAGUGAUGCCCAGAUCACGCUCCCUCUCUCCGUGCAAAGCCAGCCAGAUGGACAGUUGUCAUGGAAACAUGGGGCGGCUGGCACAGCUCAGUUUGGGUUCCAGCUGGGAUAUAGAUGAGGAGUUUUUACCCCGUCAUAAAAGCGACCCCUGGCUUGGGACUGGACACUCCCCUACACCCCACCUCUCCCCUGUCAUGGCCAGACCCACCCUGACAAACGACUCCUCUCCUCGUCUCCCACAGUCCCUGUCCUCUGACACAGACAAUCUCCUGGACUACCCACCAGGUCCAAGCCAACGGUGUUCCCUGGUUAACAUAGGGAGAUCCUCCACCGCUACACCCAGCCAUUCCAUGCUUUGGCACUCCUACAGGGAAAGCUCGAGACAAAAUGGGUCACGCCCCAGCUCCCAGGGCAUGUGGGAGGAGGUCCAACACCGCGUCCGAGGACUCCUUACCACCCCUAGAGCGGUGCACAGACUCGCCCAUGGGGCCACAGACUCCGAGAUAGACGAGGUCCUAGCCCGGAGGUCCAUCUCCCCUAACCGAUGCCCACCCUAGGGAGUCAGUGGGGAACGGCCUGGGAAGGGGUGCCGUUCACUCAACAACUUGAAGCUUUAUCUUCUAUACAACCAGUGAAGAAGCCAAAGUGUCCGGUUCAUUUUGGCAUUGAUUUCAUAUGAUAAUGAUGUCAUAAUUCACUCUGUGUGUGUGUUACGGUUAGCUGAAAUUAAGUAUUAAGGCAUACAUACGGUGGCUAUUGAAGAGAAGUGAUUGACCAGAAUUCAAAGCAUCUCAUUAUAUUAACGCUAAUGUUAUUAGUCAUUUUGUAUGUUUAUUUAUGGUAUUGAAUUGAGGCAGAAACCAUAGAAAUGUAUGUCAUUAUUGUCGUGUUCUGUGGACAUGGUCAUUUUGUGUGAAUAAAUAGUUUUGUGUUAUCUAACAAAAAUAAUGAAUUUCUCACCCUAUAUUGAAUGUACAGUAUUUGAAAAUAUAAGCUACGGUACAGUAACAUCAUAUUGUUACUCUUGGGUGUGUUCAGGAGUGAAACCUGCAGAUAGAACUGUAACGUGUAGAGCGUACUGGGUUGCCUAUUCUCCAUGACAAAGAAGAAUAUCUGCUCGACACAAUGUAUAUCUAUCUGAACGUUGUCAUGUCGCACCUUCCUGAAUGAGCCUCUGGCCUCUAGCCAGCAAACGGGCUGACUUUGGAGUCCUCGGGUGCGUCGGUGGAAAGACAUUAAAGGGGAAUUAUGGGUAGGUCGAUAGUACUCUAACAUCACUCAGGGGAAAUAGCUGGUUAGGUGAUUAUAUAUUACUGCACUGACUGCCUGCUUCAGGAACAUUCUGUUCCAUCACUGUGCCUUUCUAAGCUAUGAACGUUCUAUAGCUAGUCUAGAGGAUCCAAAGCCGCAACCUGUGGUAUAAUAUAGUGACUGCAGUAUUUCAAAUGGUUUGCUAAGUCGUUCUUGUAGAUAAAAACAAGGUUGUACAGUAACCAAAGGAUGCACAUCCAAUGGUCAGAUGCUGGACAGGAAGAAACAAGUAAAUGAAAGCAGUAAUGUCCACAACUCUAAUUCCGCAUUCUCAACCAUUUCCAAAACCACUCAAAAAGAGAAACGCCCAAGUUAGAUUUUUCUUUAUUAGCUUACAUCUAGUACAUGUUGAUUCAUAUACUGAAGUCAUGUGAACUGUACACACUUUAGCCAUUGAUUGUUGAUCUCAUCAUAACGUGCUUUUGAAAUGUACAGAAGAACCGGAUUCACAAGCUUUAUUUUGAGCCACAUCUGAUCAAUAAAAUGUUAGUUACGUCGCCCUUGACUUGCUUUCCUAUACUCAAUAACUCACCAACUUGAGAGAUGUUCUAUAAGAACGUUGUCUACUACCUCAAAUUAGGCCCGUAUGCCUCUGUUAUAGAACAAAAACAAGUCGUAGAGGUCAGAUUGCAAUGCGCUGUAAAAUGAAGAGGCAGUUUCAAUAAU
Messenger RNA from Oncorhynchus gorbuscha (pink salmon), 3014 nucleotides. It is a transcript of the gene spata6l, whose product is annotated as spermatogenesis associated 6-like. Gene Ontology annotation, molecular function: myosin light chain binding. The record is from RefSeq and is a predicted model, not a curated record. The coding region runs from base 458 to 1594 and encodes 378 amino acids. Gene Ontology annotation, biological process: spermatogenesis. Lineage: Eukaryota; Metazoa; Chordata; Actinopteri; Salmoniformes; Salmonidae. The transcript is spliced from 12 exons.